CAUGAAAAAAGAUUAGCAACACACGAUAAACAAUUGGAAAGAUUGAGAGAGAAAGUGAAAGGGACAGAAGAGAGAGAGGGAUGAGCGGCGGGGAAAGAAGUUAUUGAAGAGGUGAAUGUAGGAGAAGAUGCCAUGAAGUCUGUAUUCUCACACAUCUGCAAGAACACAAAUUAAAAGAAUACAAACGACGGAAGAGUGUCUGUAACACGUGAAAAUCUCACUAGCACAGAGAAGUUCAUGCACACAGUCAGAAAAGAUGCAACACAGAAUGAUGAAGCAGUGCCGAGGUUAGAGUCAUCUGCAAUUGACAAGAUCGGAGGAGACUGUGAAGUGAGAGUCAGCACAACAAGUCAACAUAUGAUAACAGGAGAGCAAAAUAAGGCAAAGACGAACCUCGAUAGAGUAGAAACAAAUGAACAGCUGACGUUGCCGGCUUCGAAUCUUCCGGGAGGCUCGGCUGACAUUGCUGUAGAUGACAAGUCAACAGUUGAGAACAUGGAGAUAUUGUCAGAACACGAAGGAAAGACAUCAGGGGGAAGUAACCCAGAGAGACCGCAAGAGUGUGAAGGUCAUAUGAUAACAGAAGAGCGAAAUGAGGCAAAAACGAACCUCAAUGGAGUGAAAACAAAUGAACAGCCGAUGUUGAUGGUGGAAUGUGAACUGCGUAUGAGAAUUGAAGUCGACCAUGGAGAGACAGAUUGUGCAAGACUUGCUCUACAACCGGCUUCGAAUCUUCCGGGAGGCUCGACUGACAUUGUUGUGGAGGACAAGACAACAGUUGAGAAGAUGGAGAUAUUGCCAGAACACGAAGGAAAGAUAUCAGGGGGAAGUAACCCAGAGAGGCCGCAAGAGUUUGAAGAGUACGAAGACGAGCAGCUGGAGCAAAAAGAAGCAAAUACGAAAAAGGACGAUUCAGAGGACGAGAACAACAGAGACAACGACGAUUUUGGUGAACGUGAAUCGAAUGAAGACGAGGAUGAUGAUAAUGAAUACGUUCGUGAACAGGAUGACGAGAACGACGCACACUUCACAAACGAGAAAGCAAUAGUUAUGCGAGGACGCAAAAAACGGGAUGCGUCGAAGAAAAGCAAGCCGAACAACUGCAUUAGUGACAACAUCCACACGUUAUACGCGCACUCCAAAAUAGUGAAGCAAUUGAUGCGUUGCGUAGCGAAAGGCUUUUAUUUAUCCCGAGCCAAGGAUGCAGAGAUGUAUCCGCUUGUCGACACGUAUCUCGAAUCCUUCAGGGUUCUCAUCGAAUCUCUGAACCCGGACACUCGAUUUAUCGUAGAUCAGUCGAUGAAGAGUACAACACCGACAAGGGAGCUGACGAACAUCAGAGGAGAGAUCGCUUACGACAUUGUCCGGGCUUUUAGGAGCGUCGCGGGGCUGCCUUAUCCAUGCGGAACUAUAAGGGAUCGUUUUGAAAAGGAGCGAGAGGAGAUGAGGACAAAAAUGCUCGAACAAUCAUCGUGGAGAGUGAAAGGCGAAGAGCCGUGGGGCGCAACAGAGUUUAAGAAUGUUGUGCGAGACGUUUUAUACAUAGAUUGGAAUGAAGCAGGUCGAAAUGGUUGCAGUCUCCAACAACUCGCAUUCGCUCAUAUGGUGUUAGAGUGUCACAUCAUCAACAAAAGUCGACCCGCACGCACGGCAGCAGCGAGCAAGGAAAUGCAAAGAAUAUAAGAAGUCAUCGUGUCAACUUGCAAUAUCGGUAUCGGAAAAGUGACUAUAAAUGUGAUCUCUCUCGAUCGUGAUAAAACCGUAGUGAAGAG
This is a messenger RNA of Chara braunii, 1772 nucleotides long. Lineage: Eukaryota; Viridiplantae; Streptophyta; Charophyceae; Charales; Characeae. The record is from the annotation of a GenBank genome assembly.